This is a messenger RNA of Odocoileus virginianus texanus, 1608 nucleotides long. Lineage: Eukaryota; Metazoa; Chordata; Mammalia; Artiodactyla; Cervidae. The record is from RefSeq and is a predicted model, not a curated record.
AGUGAGAUGGAGAAAUGGAUGUGAAAACCCUGGCUCUGAGCAGGGACAGAUCUUUACAGCAAUCAGAGAGGGCGACCGAAAGGAGGAGGCAUGAGCCUAGACUUGGAAAGGUUUGACAAGGCCUGGAUACGGUUUGAUUCUAGGCUGUCUUUUUCUAGAAUUCAACAGGCAUUCAUUUAGUAAGGGUACAGUACAAAACCCGCCUGUGAGCUUUUUAACCACACAGGUGCGCACAGAUGUGUUGCCUGAGCCUGGCGCUUGAGCAAUAAGAGUAUCUUUGGCUGCGCUCCGCCCACGUACUGCAACUCCCAGCAUGCUCUGCAAACGCGUCGGGCGCGUCGCGGACUGAUGACGUAGCUCUGUAGCGCGGGGAAUUUCGAGUGGCCGAGGAUCGCGGGAGACCAGUGGGUCGUGGACCGCCCCCCGUUUCUUUAGAGGAGACCAUGGAUUCCCUGGUCGAGUCCCGGUGGCCUCCGGCCUUGGCAGUCAUGAAGACAGUAGAUGAUUUGCUGCGGUGUGGAAUUUGCUUUGAAUAUUUCAACAUUGCAAUGAUGAUUCCUCAGUGUUCACAUAACUACUGUUCUCUUUGUAUAAGAAAAUUUCUGUCCUAUAAAACACAAUGUCCAACUUGUUGUGUGACAGUCACAGAGCCGGACCUGAAAAAUAACCGUGUUUUAGAUGAACUGGUAAAAAGCUUGAAUUUUGCACGGAAUCAUCUGUUGCAGUUUGCCUUAGAGUCACCACCCACAUCUGCUGCUUCCUCCUCUUCAAAGAAUCUGGCUAUCAAAACACACACCGCUGUAGCCUUCAGACAUUCAUUAAAACAAGGAAGCAAGUUAAUGGAGAAUUUCUUGAUCAGAGAAACUGGUGGUUCUGCGUCAGAGUUGUUGAUAAAAGAGAGUGAAAGCAAAUCCAGCCCUCAGAAAAAGCUGAGCUCUCCUGCGAAGACCAGAGGGAUACCUUCUGCAGAAAAGUCAGCUCCAGGUUCCUCAGAGGAUUGUGUUCCUGAGACACCCUCUACAUCAGCCUUGAAACAAGUUACUAAAGUGGAUUGUCCUGUUUGUGGGGUUAAUAUUCCAGAAAAUCACAUUAAUAAGCACUUAGACAGCUGUUUAUCACGUGAGGAGAAGAAAGAAAGCCUCAGAAGUUCUGUUCACAAAAGGAAGCCGCUGCCUAAAACUGUAUAUAACUUGCUCUCAGAUCGAGAUUUAAAGAAAAAGCUAAAACAGCAUGGAUUAUCUGUUCAAGGAAAUAAACAGCAGCUCAUUAAAAGGCACCAAGAAUUUGUACACAUGUACAAUGCCCAGUGUGAUGCUUUGCAUCCUAAAUCAGCUGCUGAAAUAGUUCAAGAAAUUGAAAAUAUGGAGAAGACUCGGAUGCGUUUUGAAGCUAGUAAACUCAAUGAAAGUAUAAUGGUUUUUACAAAGGACCAAACAGAAAAGGAAAUAGAUGAAAUUCACAGUAAAUAUCGUAAAAAACAUAAGGAUGAAUUUCAGCUUCUGGUGGAUCAAGCCAAAAAAGGAUACAGAAAGACUGUUGGAAUGUCCAAAAGAAAAGUAACAAAAGGAGAAGAUGAAUCUACAGAAAAACUAUCCUCUGUAUUUGUGG